[Torrubiella] hemipterigena is the source of this 2637-nucleotide messenger RNA. The record is from the annotation of a GenBank genome assembly. NCBI's taxonomy places the organism in Eukaryota, Fungi, Ascomycota, Sordariomycetes, Hypocreales, Clavicipitaceae.
AUGGCGAACAAGACGGCUGCCGAGAACAUUGAGGCUCUGCCCACGCCGCCCACCAACGAUGAAACGGAUAAGGUUGACAGCGUGACGGUGGAGAGCAACAACUAUGCAGACCAGAUCCCGCGCGAGAUGAUGGAGUCGCUUGCGCCUAACGGCGAGGAGGAGUUUAUCCGCGAAAAGAUCAACACCAUGACCGAGGACGAGGCCAUUGCCAUUGUCAGCGAGUCCCUCGAGUUCCACUCGGACGAUUGGAACUUCCCUGCCGAUAUGCGGACACGCAUGCAAAAGGUACUGCUGGGUCCCAAGAUCUAUGGCGAGUACUACGACCGUGACCUGCGUAUCGACGCCACUAUGAUGCGAUACUCGUCACCGUAUCCCGGUGUUCGUGCUGUCGCAUCCCCUCUAGACGACGAGACCGUGCCCGUCGAGACAAUCCGCGCCUACUUUCUUGGUAUCGGCUGGGCCGUCAUCGGCACCUUCAUGUCGACCUUUUUCAACAGUCGUUUCCCGGGCAUUGGUCUGGGUAGCUCCGUCAUCCAGAUCCUGUUGUAUCCCUGCGGCAUGCUGCUCUCGCUCAUUCUGCCAGACAUUGGCCCGACCAUCUUUGGAACAAGACACUCGCUCAACCCGGGCCCGUGGACCUUCAAGGAGCAAAUGUUUGCAACCAUUACGUUCAACAUUGCCAUCUACACAACCAAUAGUUACGGCAUGAUUCUCGUUCAGCGCUCCCCGCGCUUCUAUGGCCUCGACUACAUCACCUUUGGCUACCAGCUGAUGCUGACGCUGUUUGUGCAGCUCAUGGGUAUGGGUUUCGCCGGCUACCUGCGCCGUUUCAGCGUGUACCCCGUCAAAGCGUUCUGGCCUACGCUGCUGCCCAUCAUUGCCAUGAACCGAGCGCUCACCAAACCGGAGCCGCGCGAGCGAAUCAACGGCUGGACCAUUUCGCGAUACAACUUCUUCUGGGUCGUUGCCGGUUCCAUGUUCAUCUACAACUGGUUCCCCGGCUACCUCUUCACCGCACUCUCUACAUUCAACUGGAUGACGUGGAUUGCGCCGCAAAACUUCACACUGGCGCUGCUGACUGGCUCGCAGAUGGGCAUGGGCUUCUUCAACCCCAUCACCACAUUUGACUGGAACAUUGCCACUUCGUCGUACGCCGCCCUCGCGCAACCCUUUUACGUUACUUUUACCCAGUACCUUAGUGCCAUCCUCGGUGGUCUCAUCAUCAUUGCCAUCUUCUACAGCAACAUGUUCUAUACAGCCUUCCUACCCAUUAACUCCGCCUCGUCCUUUGACAACACGGGCCAGAGCUACAACAUCAGCAAGGUGGUUGUCAACAACAAGCUCGACAAAGAAAAGUACCAACAGUACUCACCCCCUUUUUACUCAGCUGGUUACUUGAUGACCACGGGUGCCAACUUUGCAUUUUACCCCGUCUACUUUCUCUACAUCAUGGUGAAUCAGUGGAAGACAAUUGGUAACGCAUAUGUCGACUUUUGGCACGGUCUCCGUCGCGGAAAGAGCAACUAUGAUGGUGCCAUGGAUGUCCACAGCCGAGCCAUGGCCAAGUAUAAGGAAGUCCCUGACUGGUGGUUCCUCCUCAUCCUUGUCGGUGCCGUUGCGGUAUCUAUAGCCUUUUUGGAAAUCUACCCCCUUGACGUGCCCGUGUGGCUCGUCUUUGUGCUGCUCGGUAUCAACGCCAUCUUUGCCGUCCCUCUGUCCUUCCUUUCUGCCACAACCGGUACCAACCUCGGUCUAGGUAGCUUAGUCCAGAUCAUUACAGGCUACGCCUUGCCCAACAACACCAAUGCCUUCCUCUUUGGCCAGACCCUGGGUUCCUGGGCUUUAGCUGGAUACUCGGACAACUAUGUGCAGGAUCAGAAGCUUGCCCACUACUGCAAGAUUGCUCCCCGCGCCGUGUUCCGCUCGCAGAUCGGCACCAUCAUCAUAACCUGCUUUGUGGCUGUUGCUACGCAGAACCUGAUUUUCACCAGCAUCCCCGACUUGUGUGAUCCCCACCAACCCCAACGCUUCACCUGCCAGGGCGAUGGCCAGCCCCUAUACCUCAACUCCCUCAUGUGGGGACUUCUCGGCUCCGAGCGCAUGUUUGGAAGCGUUUAUCCCAUUUUGAAAUGGUGUUUCCUCAUUGGCAUCCUCAUUGCCCUGGUCUUCCUUGCUGGUCAGGGCCUCGGUCCCCGCUACUUGCCCGGUGUCAAGGAGAGCCUUCGCAAGAAGCUCAGCCCCAAGACGUUUGCCAGACUGGACCGCACCUUAUUCCCUUUCAUUGCAUCUCUAAUGUGGCUCAACCCGGUGCUUGUCAUCCAGGGUGUCCAGCACUGGGCCCCCUUCAACCUCUCGCACAAGACACCCGGAUUUAUCCUGUCCCUCAUCUUCAUGUGGUGGAUGCCCAAGCACCGCCCAGCCUGGUGGUCCAAGUACAAUUACGUGCUCUCAGCGGCCCUGACUGCCGGCCUAGCAUUUUCCGCCCUGAUUAUGUACUGGGCCAUUGGAUAUCAUCCCGUUGAGCUCAAGUGGUGGGGAAACACUGUUAGUGGUGCUGGUGUGGAUGGCAACCCAAGGGGUCUUCUUCCGCUGCCUGAGCGUGGCUACUUUGGCUUGGAGAAGGGUAGCUUCCCUUGA